This is a messenger RNA of Crotalus tigris (Tiger rattlesnake), 2063 nucleotides long. It is a transcript of the gene EIF2AK1, whose product is annotated as eukaryotic translation initiation factor 2 alpha kinase 1. The transcript has 15 exons. Lineage: Eukaryota; Metazoa; Chordata; Lepidosauria; Squamata; Viperidae. Bases 147 to 1988 code for a protein of 613 amino acids. Gene Ontology annotation, biological process: protein phosphorylation. Gene Ontology annotation, molecular function: protein kinase activity; ATP binding. The record is from RefSeq and is a predicted model, not a curated record.
GACUAUGGGGAGUGUAGUAGCGGCCUGGCACACGGGCCAGGCAGGGGGCGUCGCCUUGCCAGUAAGCCGGGCGGGCGGGCUUAGCGCGGGAGGAAGGCAGGCAGGCAGGCAGGCAGACCGGGCCGUUGGCGUUGCGGAGCGCGGCCAUGUGGCGGAGGCAGGCCAACUUCAGCAUCGGCGGGGCUGGGAGGCCGCGGGCUGCCGCCGCCGCCGCCGCCAUCGGCUUCCCCGAGGCGGAGCCCGGAGCCGAGCCGCCCUUCGACGAUUCUGACUGGCCCGCUGAAUUUCGGGGUACAAAUGGCUCCCAGAAAUUAAUGAACAUCAAGUCCUCGUUUGCCAACCAGCUCCUGCUGGUUUCUCUGCUGGAGCAUCUUUGCCAUGUCUACACUCAAGAUCCGAUGCGUUCGAGACGUUUGUUUCAAUUACUCUGUAAAACAUUUACUCAGAUGGGCUUGCUUUCCGAUUUCGCCGUUUGUGAAGAAUUCAGCAGUUUGCGACUGCAGCAUAAUCGAGCCAUUACUGAACUAAUGAAAGCAGCCAACAAGCAAAUAGACAAUGAGGAAGUUGGUCCUGGUAAUUCCUACACAAACAGGGAGAACGAAAUCCUCUUCGAAGCGCAGACAUCCCGUUAUGUUAACGAAUUUGAUGAGAUUUCACGGCUUGGGAAAGGAGGGUAUGGAACAGUAUAUAAGGUCAGAAAUAAACUCGACAGUCAAUUCUACGCGAUUAAAAAAAUCCUGAUUAAGAAAGCCACCAAACGGGACUGCAUGAAGGUCCUACGGGAAGUGAAAGUCUUGGCUCAGCUGCAGCAUCCUCACAUUGUAGGUUACCACACGGCUUGGAUGGAACACGUUCAGCCAGCCGGUCCAAAAGGUGGCUUAGGCUUGGAUCUUCCGUCUCUCAAAAUGUCUUCGGAGCCAGGAAAUUCCGAGGACCAGAGUUGCAUUCAAGAAAUGGAAGACAGCUCCAUUAUCUUCACCAGUCGGAGCCCGGAGGAUUCUCUGGGCAGAAAUUCUAAAGGAAGCGAAGGGACUGCUUGCACACUUCCCCCUGGGACAUAUGGCAGCAAUGGGGGAAAUGACACGAGCCACAAAUUCAGGGACAACGGAAAUCAGUCCUCGGUCCUACGUUGCUGCACUGAAAAUGGGGAUUCUUGCACCGAUGAAGGUGCCCAAAACGAGAGACCUUCUCACCAGCCUUGUGUGGUUGAGUAUCACCUGAUGCUCCAUAUCCAAAUGCAACUGUGCGAAGCCUCUUUGUGUGACUGGAUUGCUAGCAGAAAUGAUUUGUGUCUAAAAGCAACAGAUGCCUCUAAUCCUUAUUAUUAUAUUGAGAAACACUGGACCUUGAAGAUUUUCCAGGAGCUGCUAGAAGGCGUGUACUAUAUCCACAGUAAUGGGAUUAUGCACCGGGACAUUAAACCCCGGAAUAUCUUUCUCCAAGGACCUAACCACCAUGUGAAAAUAGGGGACUUUGGGUUAGCCUGUAGAGAUAUUAUAGAGGAAGAUACCACCCACCUGCUAAGCGCAGAAAAUAAUUAUGCAUUCAUCCAUACGUCUGGAGUAGGCACUUGCUUGUAUGCUUCUCCUGAACAACUCCAAGGCUCUCAUUAUGAUUUCAAGUCGGAUAUGUACAGUUUGGGCGUCAUCCUGUUUGAACUCUUCCAGCCGUUUGGAACGGAAAUGGAGAGAACAGAAGUUCUGAUGGGCUUAAGACGGGGCAGCCUCCCACUCUCUUUUUGUGGGAAGUGGCCUAUACAGGCCAAAUACGUGAAAUUACUGACCAGCGACACAUCCUCACGUAGACCCACAGCCCUUCAGCUGCUGGACAGCGAACUCUUCCAUAAUUCGGCAAAUGUGAUUUGUGCUCUUCAGCAGAAAGUGAUGAAGCAAGAAGAAGAAAUCAAACUGCUUAAAGAAAAAAUUAAGCUGCUGUUAGAAGAGAGGGACGAAAGAGACAGAAUCAAGCCCCUCGGAUCUCCUGUUUAAGUGAACCAAAAGUAUUUGUCGUAUUAACUUUUAAAUUGUCUUAUUUUUUUAACAUAAAAUAUUCCAUGUCUAUAA